UAAUGCAUCUUGGUAUUUCAGGUGACAGUAGCGACCCACAUGACCGAGCUGAAGGGUUACCUUGACUACCUCUGCAAAUCCACCAACAUGAAGUGCCUGACACCUGCACGUGCGCUUCAAGGCUUCGGGGAUUAUAUGGCCGCUAACUUGUACGCGCGCUCCAUCUUCGGCGAGGACGCGCUUGCCAACCUCAGCAUCGAGACGCCGCUCAAUUCCAAGGACAACUCUGUUGUGGGUCACAUCCGCAUCAGGGCCAAGAGCCAGGGCAUGGCCGUCAGCCUGGGAGACAAGAUCAACAAGGUGCAGAAGGCCACACUGAAGACUGCCACCGCCUGAACCAAGAGUGCACGACACCCAUAACUACGUAUUCCUGGACUCCCAUAGCUAUUUUACGACGCCUAAUAUAUCAUAUGGUUACGUACGCUAGCAUCGUUGUUAAUGAACUGCUUUUAUGUUGAGUUGGGAUAGCAUGGGACCAGCUCUCUUGUUCUUGCUUUGGCUCUCCGAACAAUUUUUUCGUGCAUUCCAAGAAACUGAUUUCUGUUUAUUUGUUCUCAUUAGAAUGAAGUGUUGCGCUCUGGAGGCACUGAAAGAUUUCUCUACCAUUUGCUUGGGGUAUCCUCUAUCAUUUAAAACUAAAAUCCCAUGCCAUUUUGAUGUUAUGCCAUAGUGUGUCAGCUCUCAGUAAAUGGUACUCGUUUCUCUUACCUAAUUGGUAUAUUCAUUAGCUUUUUCGAUUUAUUUCUGUGCGUUAUUGCAGCAAUUUGCCACUUGUUGGUAUCAAAGGGGAACGUUUGUUUUUGUAUUCUUCCCUUCACUGUUCCACUUAAAGUUUCUUCACUAAGAAUGUGCGUCUAAACGAUAUUGCAAGUGUUGAAGUGGCAAAUAGAUAUCGAUUAGAAGAACAUGCAUUGAUUGGUAGCUUUUGUAUGGGUGUUUAACUUUGAGAAAAUUGUAACAUUUUGCGAUUCUUUCACGUUCCAUUGCCUCAAAAAUGUUAUUCCUUGGUAUAAAAACUGAUGGCUGCGGAUAACAACUAUUUGAAAAUUGAAGAAUCGUGCACAGGUAAGGAUUUUUCACAUCAACCAGAAAUUGAUUGAGAUGAAUGAAGAGUGCAAUCGAAGUGAACGCCACCCUAAAUAAAGUAUGCCGAGUACUUGCAUGUUGAAUGCGCUUGAGCGCUUUGAUAUCUACGCCAAUACUUGUAAUAGGUAUGAAGGUCGGUUUCAAAACUUACCGCUGUGCACACAAAAUAUUAUCGGAAUUCUG
This is a messenger RNA of Hyalella azteca, 1269 nucleotides long. Its product is annotated as coatomer subunit beta-like. The record is from RefSeq and is a predicted model, not a curated record. The transcript is spliced from 2 exons. Bases 40 to 336 code for a protein of 98 amino acids. Gene Ontology annotation, biological process: endoplasmic reticulum to Golgi vesicle-mediated transport; intra-Golgi vesicle-mediated transport; intracellular protein transport. Gene Ontology annotation, cellular component: COPI vesicle coat; cytoplasm. Lineage: Eukaryota; Metazoa; Arthropoda; Malacostraca; Amphipoda; Hyalellidae.